Molecule: messenger RNA, 2806 nt
Organism: Acinonyx jubatus (cheetah)
Lineage: Eukaryota; Metazoa; Chordata; Mammalia; Carnivora; Felidae
Gene: PRDM14
Product: PR/SET domain 14
Exons: 7
Coding region: 16-1734 (572 amino acids)
Biological process (GO): regulation of transcription by RNA polymerase II
Cellular component (GO): nucleus
Molecular function (GO): protein binding; RNA polymerase II transcription regulatory region sequence-specific DNA binding
Source: RefSeq, a predicted model, not a curated record
GCGCUGUGCCCCAGGAUGGCUCUGCGGCGGCCAGGUGAGGCCGGACCCCAGGGCAAGAUGUGCUAUCCUCCUGAGAGGCUCCAGGGAGGCCCCCAACACCUGGACGCCUACUACACGCCUUUCCCGCCCUAUGGCCACUAUGCGAACAUGCUAACCGCUGCGGAGGAAGAUUUCCAACCUUUCCCGCAGCUGGAGGCCGCCGUGACUGCAUCCCACGCGAUGCCCCCCUUUGCCUUCCGGCCCGCGCCUCUCUUGCUGAGCACCAGCCUGGCUCUGCAGAGGGAGCCGCUCUACGACCUGCCCUGCUACAGCAAGCUGCCACCGUGGUCCCCAAUUCCCCACCUCCCCAGGGAGGUGCCGCACUUCCUCAACAGCAGCCGCGAGUAUGCAGGCGCCACCGGUGAAGACGUGGGCCAUACUGGUGGCCGAAGUGACACUGGCCAGUGCUGUGGACCUGAAAUGUUAAUGCCGCCGCCGGCUGUGAAUGCUUCCCUGUUCCCUGAGGGGGUGAAGGCCUCCCAGUUAUUAUCUUGCUCCCCCAGCAAGCGGUCUGAGGAGGGCUCCAAACCCCUGAACCAACAAGGGAAGUCAUCUCACCGCUACCACUUCACCCAGGAGGACCUGCACUUAGUUCUGUUCGGGGUCAUUCCCAGCCUGGAUCACUCAGCCCCUCUGCACCACGCGGUUUCCGGUUUCCUGGUCCCCACGGACAGCUCUGGAUCUGAUUCUCUUUGUCGAACUCUGGAUAAAGACUCCCUUCAACUACCAGAAGGUCUCUGCCUCAAGCAGACGAUGUUUGGUGAGGUGCGGCAUUUUGGUGUAUUCUGCAGUAGCCUUGUUGCCAAAGGAGUCAGAUUUGGACCCUUUCAAGGUAAAGUGGUCAACGCCAGUGAAGUCAAGACCUAUGGAGACAAUUCUCUGAUGUGGGAGAUCUUCGAAGAUGGUCAUUUGAGCCACUUCAUAGAUGGAAAAGGAGGUGCGGGGAACUGGAUGGCCUACGUCAACUGCGCCCGUUUCCCCAAGGAGCAGAACCUGGUUGCGGUGCAGUGUCAGGGGCAGAUAUUUUACGAGAGCUGCAAGGAUAUCUGCCAGAACCAAGAGCUCCUUGUGUGGUAUGGAGACUGCUAUGAAAAGUUUUUGGACAUUCCCAUGAGCCUUCAGGUCACAGAGCAGGGGAAGCCGGUGCCUGGGCCCUCUGAAGAGUCUGCAGAAGGCUACAGAUGUGAAAGAUGUGGAAAAGUAUUUACCUACAAAUAUUACAGAGAUAAGCACCUCAAAUACACCCCUUGUGUGGACAAGGGUGACAGGAAAUUUCCCUGCUCUCUCUGCACACGAUCCUUUGAGAAGCGGGACAGGCUCCGGAUCCAUGUCCUUCACGUUCAUGAGAAGCACCGGCCUCACAAGUGUUCUACGUGUGGGAAAUGUUUCUCUCAGUCUUCCAGCCUAAACAAACACACGAGAGUCCACUCUGGAGACAGACCAUACCAGUGUGUAUACUGCACAAAGAGGUUCACUGCCUCCAGCAUCCUUCGCACGCAUAUCAGGCAGCACUCAGGGGAGAAGCCCUUCAAAUGCAAGUACUGUGGUAAAUCUUUUGCAUCCCACGCCGCCCAUGACAGCCACGUCCGUCGCUCGCACAAGGAAGACGAGGGCUGCUCCUGCAGCAUCUGUGGAAAAACCUUCCAGGAUCAAGAAGCGUUCUACUCCCACACGAAGCUUCACGAAGGCUACUAGCCCUCAGUAUGGGGACAAUGUAAAAACUAAAUGCUAGGAUUCUGUCUUUGUUUUCCUUGCUUACGGGUGUGUCCUACGAACAGAUGAUAGUUUUACUAAGAUGAGAAGCAGAAAAAUGGAACCGGCCAGAAAGCUGAUUUCACCAGCUUUCACAGAAAUGUUCUUCACAAUUUUUAACAAAAAUGGAAUUUUGGUGAAUUUACCUAAAAGUAGUGAACGCUGACUAUUCAUAGAGAGCUUCAGGGUCUGGAAACUCAACACAAACCCUGAGGGAGGGACUGGGAGUAGAGUUUGAUUUUUGUGAUGAAAAAGACCUUUUCUCUAUUCGUUUUAGAACCCCAGUUGUCAUGUCUGUGGCCAUCACCUGGUCUAUUCUUCAUAGAAUAAAUUCUUUAAAAGUCCAUUCAACUCCGAGCUUCCUUAGUAUUGUAACUGUUUGGACAUAGAUUAGUCUGCCAUCUUUCUUGUAUUUAUUUUAAGCCCUUAGUUCCCACCCUCCCCCCAUCACAUGACAAAUGCAGGUUAAUUUGUUCAGCACCACACAGAAUUACUACGGACACAGAAGUUACGUAUUCACGCCAUCGUCUGUGAGCUUUGUAAUUGGGGAAGAAAAAUUAUUGCCAAAUGAGAAAAGACUUAAAAAUUGCAAAAGACUAAAAAAUUAAGUGUUUUUAUACUGCUCUAGUUUCAAACCUGAUUUCAUUCCUGAUGAUGGCACAAGCGGAAUUUUUUUCAGGCCUAAUUAAUUAGCCGGUUCAUACUCUAUUUAGAAUGUAGAAAGAAGAGGCCCACCGAAAAGAAAAAUGUGCUGUAUCAGUUAUCACGAGGCUGAUGCAAGCCUUGGGGAAUGUCUUCUAAUAUGUGAGCGACCACAAACUGAUUGCACGUGGGUAAUAUUAGCCAACAUUUGUAAAUGAGCAUGAACCCUGGGAAAUGGUACUGAGCUCGCCAUUUAUGGAUAAGGAAAUCGAAGCCGAGGGUAAGGAGGUGAUGCAGCGGUCGCCUCCAAGGGACAAAGCCAGGUGGGCCCAGCUCCGCCACUCAGCCUCUUACCAAACCAGCAUGCUCCAUU